AUGGCACUCGACGAUGUUCAACCCUUCGAUAACGCAGAGAAUGGUGCCUCCUUCGGUCCAAGAGAGCAGAAGGCUUCACGCACACUACGAAAGGAUGAUGACAAUGAUGCGCUGUCUGGCAUUCAGAGGAACUAUACGGAAAAGAAAUUGUUGCGCAGGCUGGAUAUGCGACUAAUGCCUGCCAUGGUUGUAAUUUUCCUCAUGAAUACUAUUGAUCGUACCGGAAUCACUGCAGCUCGAUUGAAAGGUCUAGAGCAAGACCUUGGUCUUACGGAUAUACAAUACAAUAUAGUCCUCGCAGUAUUGUAUGCGUCAUAUUGUCCCGCACAAGUCCCAUCGAAUAUGUUCACACGAUCUUUCAGGCCAUCGAUCUAUAUUGGAAUGUGCGUAAUCGCCUGGGGCCUGACCAGUACCCUAACGGGCGUGACCCAUAACUUUUCUGGCAUCCUUGCAUGUCGCGUGUUCAUCGGAUUACCAGAGGCUGCCUUCUAUCCAGGGGCUACAUACCUGCUAUCGAGAUGGUACACUAGAAAAGAGUUGUGUCUGCGUGCAGCAAUCCUCGCGUGCGGUAUCCUACUAUCAAGCGCUUUUGGGAGUCUUAUGGCGGCAGGUGUUCUGUCCGGAAUGGAGGGCUGCCUAGGGAUCAGAGCUUGGAGAUGGUUCGUUCUAUCUCACCCCAACUCGCGCUGGGGUCGUUCGAUUCACCUUUCAUACGAUCAUCAGGCUCCGAACAAUACUCGCUGGCUUUCACCCGCUGAGCGUCGCCUCGCACAAGUACGGCUUUCUGAAGAUGCGGGUGAAGCAGACGAGGACUCUGCCGACGACUCAGCCUGGAGUGGCCUGGUGUCAGCGAUUAGUGAUCCCAAAGUCCCCAUCAUGGCGGUGAUGGCAUGUUCGCAGCUCCUUGGUCUCAGUUUCAUCAAUUUCUUCCCGACGUUGACAUCGACACUCGGAUUCAACCCCAUAAUAAGCUUAUUGCUUGCAGCUCCUCCGUGGAUCUUUGCCACCAUCGUCUGCUGCGUGAACGCGUGGCAUGCUGACAGAACCGGUGAACGUUUCUUCCACAUCGCGGGUUGGUGGUGGGGCGUCAUCAUAGCCUAUAUCAUUGCUCUCAAUACCAUGUCCAUUGGGGGUCGUUAUGUUGCACUUUUCAUUAUGGCGGCAGGAAAUUCUGGUUAUGCACUAACACUGGUUUGGGUAUCUAACGCGAUCCCUCGUCCACCGGCAAAACGAUCAGCAGCUAUCAGCAUCGUGAGCAGCAUCGGAAACGUGGGUAAUCUGUAUGUACUCUUUUCCGAAAAUUCUGCAUCGUUCUCACAAAAAAAAAUAGGAUCGGGUCGUUUGCAUGGAAGGCAGAAUGGGGCCCUGAGUACCAUCCGUCGAUGUUUAUAG
This is a messenger RNA of Heterobasidion irregulare TC 32-1, 1392 nucleotides long. RefSeq names its product major facilitator superfamily. Gene Ontology annotation, molecular function: transmembrane transporter activity. Gene Ontology annotation, biological process: transmembrane transport. NCBI's taxonomy places the organism in Eukaryota, Fungi, Basidiomycota, Agaricomycetes, Russulales, Bondarzewiaceae. The transcript has 14 exons. The record is from RefSeq and is a predicted model, not a curated record. Bases 1 to 1392 code for a protein of 463 amino acids. Gene Ontology annotation, cellular component: membrane.